AUGGAGUUUAGUAAUCUUAAGCUGCAUCAUGAAUUGGCUCGAGUUACUAUUAUUGUACGUACUGGUUCUGCUGAUCAGGUCGUGACAGCUGACAGUUCAGUUUGUGGCUAUAAGAUUGUCCGAGCAUUACAAGUCUUCCAAGCAACAGCUGAGUGUUCAGUUGUCAGCUGUUGCUCGGAAGAUAUGGGAUUUGUGGUCUUUGGGUGUUAUUUCACCGUGUAUAGUCGAGAUUUCUGA
Messenger RNA from Prunus armeniaca (apricot), 237 nucleotides. The record is from the annotation of a GenBank genome assembly. NCBI's taxonomy places the organism in Eukaryota, Viridiplantae, Streptophyta, Magnoliopsida, Rosales, Rosaceae.